Molecule: messenger RNA, 1609 nt
Organism: Arabidopsis lyrata subsp. lyrata
Lineage: Eukaryota; Viridiplantae; Streptophyta; Magnoliopsida; Brassicales; Brassicaceae
Product: myb-related protein 306
Exons: 3
Coding region: 237-1289 (350 amino acids)
Biological process (GO): response to auxin
Source: RefSeq, a predicted model, not a curated record
AUUAUUUUAUUAAUGACUUACUAAUUAACUCUUCUUUUCCUCUCUCACAUUAUCAAUCGUACUCACUUUUUUCUAUAAAUAUAACCAACAUCUCUCAUCCACUUCUUCAGACAAAACCAAACCCAUUUGGACUUUCUUUGUCUUAACCCUAAGAUUUCCAAAGGUUUUUCAACAAACCCGCAACGAUUAGCUUUUGUUCUAAUAUCUCAUCAAAACCCUUUCAAUAGGUGAAAAAAAUGGGAAGACCACCUUGCUGUGAAAAGAUUGGAGUGAAGAAAGGACCAUGGACACCAGAGGAAGACAUCAUCUUGGUUUCUUACAUCCAAGAACAUGGUCCUGGAAACUGGAGAUCUGUCCCAACUAACACAGGUCUGAGGAGAUGUAGCAAGAGCUGCAGAUUGAGAUGGACUAAUUAUCUUCGACCCGGUAUUAAGCGCGGAAAUUUUACUGAGCAUGAAGAGAAGACUAUUGUUCAUCUUCAAGCCCUUUUAGGCAACAGAUGGGCAGCCAUAGCAUCAUACCUUCCAGAAAGGACAGACAAUGAUAUAAAGAACUAUUGGAACACUCACUUGAAGAAGAAGCUCAAGAAGAUUAAUGAAUCUGGUGAAGAAGAUAAUGAUGGUGUCUCCUCAUCAAACACUAGUUCACAAAAGAACCAUCAAAGCACUAACAAAGGUCAAUGGGAAAGAAGACUUCAGACAGAUAUUAACAUGGCAAAACAAGCUCUUUGUGAGGCCUUGUCUUUAGACAAACCAUCAUCAUCAUCAUCGUUGCCGACACCAGUAAUCGCGCAACAAAACAUCCAUAGCUUCUCAUCAGCUUUGCUAGACCGUUGUUAUGAUCCAUCCUCUUCUUCUUCCUCUACAACCACAACUACGACUACAAGCAACACUACCAAUCCACACCCAUCAGGUGUAUAUGCGUCAAGUGCUGAGAACAUCGCUCGGUUGCUUCAAAAUUUCAUGAAAGACACACCAAAGGCUUUAACUUUAUCAUCUUCAUCUCCGGUUUCAGAGACCGGACCACUCGCUGCUGCAGUCUCGGAAGAAGGUGGAGAAGGGUUUGAACAAUCUUUCUUCAGCUUCAAUUCAAUGGAAGAAACUCAAAACUUGACUCAGGCGACAAGCUUCUUCCAUGAUCAAGAGAUCAAACCGGAAAUAAUAAUGGACCAAGAUCAUGGUUUAAUAUCACAAGGGUCUCUGUCUUUGUUGGAGAAAUGGUUAUUUGAUGAGCAAAGCCACGAGAUGGUUGGUAUGGUGGCACUAGAAGGACAAGAAGGGAUGUUCUAGUUCUAGAAGACUAGAACUAAACAAAAUGGGAUCUUUUUAAAUUGAGGGCUUCAUUAGUUAUGAGUUAUAACAAAUAAUAUAGAGUUAUAACCUAUAUGCUUAUUAUUGCAUUAGGGUUUUAGAGUCUUUAGUAGCUAGCUUUUAGCUCUACAACACUCUUUUUCCCUUUUGGUGAUAUAAAUAUCUCUCUUUUUUUCUAUAUUUUUAAAAAAUGUAUGUAGCAGAACGUAACGCAAAGGGUUCAUUAUCUUCAUAAAUGUAAUGUGUUGCACUUGGCUGAUAUGGUUAUGCAAAUUAAUGUCUUUUGAUGUUUUUGAUUA